UGGCGGGACUGGGGACUCUGGAGUCACUAGGACCUGGGCGGGGCGACUCUGUGGGCGGAUCCGGGGACGAGCUAGCUCGGUGGAGGGUGUGGUUCUGGGCCGGCCUGCCUCCGGGGCUGCCCCUUGCCCGGUGUUAGGGUCUGGACGGUUCGUGAAGAGCCUGCGGGCCACGGCGGUUUACUAGCAGCCGACGAGCUUGCCUGUUUAUCCAGCAGACUUGGAAUUAGGCUUCUCAGGAUGUCCAGCAAAGAACCCCAUGGGAAAAAAGAGACAUCUCAGAGGAAAGACACCACCACCUCAUCACACAAUUUUGAUGAAAAAGACAAGAAAGAGAGAGAAACCUCAUCAAGUUCUACUCGUUCAUCUUCUAUAAGAUCAGGUUCAUCAGAAAAGAGAAAACUGAGAUCAGAUCAUGCAGAUACUUUGUACUGUAAUAUGAAAAGAAGACAAGAACUGAAAAGAUUGAAUAUAAAAAUUGACAUUCUCAGAAAGAGACCAAAAAUCAGUUCUUCAUCCCAAGGACCUAUUAAACUCCAAGAAGCAUCAUAUUCAAAUGAUAAUCAAAUUAUUUCACAGGGUCCUUCUUCAAAUGGAACUAAAAAGGACAUACGUAAAUGUGUAGAUUUUAAACCUAAAGAUAUCAAAUUAACAAAUGCUAGGAGCAAGUUUGACCCUGAAAUUAAAAGCCUUAGUAGUCCUCAGAUUGCCAGUGAUGUGAAACCCAAAGCUGAAGGCCAGGCAAGUGAAAAUAAGUGGUCUCAUUUACUUAUUCAGAGAGAGAAGAUGAAAGAACUCAGGAAAGAAACUGACAAUAAAUUUAGAGGAAAUUCUGAAAAAUGUGUCUUAGAGAAAUGGAAGAGAAACCAAUUUUCUCAGGAUUAUAAUUCCAACAAGAUGAUUAAGGAACCCUUGGAAUCUAGAAGACGGAAGAUCAGUUUCAAAAUCCCUAUAAAAUCCCGUGACACCCUCCAGAAACUUGUAGAAGAAAAUGUCUUCAGUUUAGAUUCUAACAAGUCGAAGACUAAGCAGGAAGAAAAACAAUACCUGGAAAGCUCCCAGGUUUCAUCAACUGUGACUAGGCAGAAAACUGAACAAUUACUUUCAGAUUCCACAUAUAAGGAGACUGUUCAUGAGUGGAAACGAAAACAUCAUUAUGACCAUCAAAAAAGUAAUGAUUCAUGUUCUAGUGAAAACCUAAUCCAGAGUUUUGAAGCACCAUGUUCUUCAGUGUCAACUGAAACUAUCCAGGAUACAGAUCAAGAGAUGCAGAUAGUAGAAGAGCUUCAUGCUGCACGUGUGGGAAAAAGUGUGGAUUUACCUGGAGAGUUAAUGAGUAUGGAAAUUGACUUGGUGGAAGAUGACGUACAUUCUUCCUCUGCAAAUAAUACUUCAGACAGAAAGCUCCUAAUUGUUAUUGAUACGAAUAUUCUGAUGAAUCAUCUCAAAUUUGUUAGAAUGUUGAAGACAACAGAAACACCAGGUUUUGACAAACUUGUGUUAAUAAUUCCCUGGGUUGUUAUGCAAGAGCUAGAUCGUAUGAAGGAAGGAAAACUACUAAAACACGCUCAGCACAAAGCUAUACCUGCAAUUCAUUUCAUCCAUGACAGUCUCAAAAAUCAAGAUAGAAAGCUAUGGGGUCAAUCAAUACAACUUGCAUCCCAGAAACAUUAUGGAUUGAGUGAUGAGAACAAUGAUGAUCGAGUACUAAAAUGCUGUCUUCAGCAUCAGGAAUUAUUCCCUUGUUCCUUUGUUAUUCUGUGCACGGAUGAUAGAAACUUAAGAAACAAAGGCCUAGUAAGUGGUGUGAAGUCACUCAGUAAAGAAGAAUUGAGUGCAGAGUUAUUACGCUUAUCUCUGAACACAGAUGUGUGUCAUCAGCCUGGUAUUUCUAAGGAACAGUUGAAAGCAGAAACAACAUCCUUGAAAGAGAGUUUUAAAGAAGAAUCUACAAAUUCUGGACUGUCCAUUCUACUUGAGAGCAUUGUAUCUGAUCUUGAAAAAUCUCUUGGAACAGGUUUAUCUACAAUAUUAGAAACAGAAAUGAAAAUUGCUUUUGGAAAUCUCUGGAUGGAGAUCCUGUACCUGAAACCACCGUGGACUCUACUACAUUUACUACAGUGCUUUAAAAAACAUUGGUUGGCUGUAUUUGGAUUAUUUAUGGAAAAUAACAUGCUUUUAACUAUUGAGAACCUAUACAAAAAUCUCCGUAAAGCUAAUAAUGCAGUGGAUUUUACAACAGUGAAAUUUUUGCUUCAGGAUUCUAGAAGUUUGUUACAUGCUUUCAGUAUAAGGUCAGAUUAUGAUGGUAUUCUUCCACAGGCCUUUGCUCAAGUAAACAAACUGCUUCAGACCUUUGCAGAGGUCAAGACAAAACUUAAGCGAAAUUCUUCAGAAAACACAGUGACUAAAAAGCAGGAAGGCACUUCACUGAUGAAGUCUCGUAAUCAAGAAAUCAUGGUUUUCUCAGGUUCUCAUCUUCCCCAACCCCACAGGCAUCAAGAAAUCUGGUCUAUCCUAGAGAGUGUUUGGAUUACAAUAUAUCAGAACAGCACGGAUGUAUUUCAGAGAUUGGGCUCAAAUUCAGCUCCGACUGCUUCAAAUAUAGCAUCAUUUGAGGAAGCGUUUAUAUAUCUUCAAAAGUUAAUUGCAGCUGUGAAGGAUAUUCUUGAAGGAAUUCAAAGGAUUUUGGCCCCAAAUAGUAAUUAUCAAGAUGUUGAGACCCUCUAUAACUUCCUAAUCAAGCAUGAGGUAAAUAAAAGUGUCAAAUUUACUGCCCAGGAACUUUAUGAUUGUGUUUCUCAGAAUGAGUAUAGAGAAAAAUUAACCAUUGGAUGCCGCCAGUUGGUUGAGAUGGAAUAUACCAUGCAGCAGUGCAAUGCAUCUGUUUAUAUGGAAGCCAAAAACCGGGGAUGGUGUGAAGACAUGCUCAACUAUAGGACAUAAGUACUGAUUCAUAACUUUAAAGGACUUGCAUUUGCCCUUAAGAAUAACAGAGUACCUUUCAAUCUGGUCACCCUUUUAGCCCGAACUUGAGAAUUUUAAGAAAUGUUUUGUGGGUACCAAAAGGUGAUUGCCUAUUACUGACAAUCUCAUUGAAGCUCUAAAAAGCCUAUUGGGUCCAUUAUAAAAUAAAUUCCAUGGACUCUGUUUUUCUGGAGUUCACAAUGCCUCCCUACCUCUACUCUUGAUAGUGAGCCAGUAUCUCUAAGGAAAGGAGAGCCAUAUAUUCAGUCAUCCUAAGGCAGGAGCCACUGUGGAUCUGAGGAAGACCCAGGGGACAGUAUUAGCAUUUCUCUCAACCCUAGGUAUGGGCAUGUGACCAGAGAUACUGCCAAAACCUAAGAAAUCAUUAGAACAUGGUGAUCAUGCUCACCAUAUUCCGCAAAUGAAAUCUUAUUGUGAGCUGUUUCUAUGAUCAAACUGUCAUCCAUGUUGAGUUGGUGAAAAUAAUACCCUCCUUCACCUCACUCAAGGUAAUGAAAGUAGAAAUUGGACUUAAGCUCCUACUUCCUUAUACAGCCUCUUUCCUUCUGCGGGCUUGUCCCUUUUCAGUGCAUUUCUAGUGUGGAAGCGCAGGGAGACCUCUCUGCUGAGUUUCUCCUUAAAUGUGAAGCAUAAUGGAUUUAUAUAACAGAAUUCGGUGGCAGUAACUGAUAUUUGCCCCUAGCUAAAACCAACUGUUUAGUUGACUUUUUAGUUAUACAGUAAGUUGGAAAUCCUUGUUUACUGGAAUGUAUUAUGCUUUUGUUAACACAUUAGAUUAAAUCCAAUUUGGUAUUCUAUUAUAAAUGCUUAUUUUUAAGACAAUAAAUAACUUAUUUUUGUUAAGAUUUGACUUUUAAUUUUACUUCCAAGUUGUUUCUGAUAUGUAUAUGAGGUAUGAUUAUAAAAGUGACUAUCUCCAAUAAAAGAGUGUUCAGGA
Messenger RNA from Callithrix jacchus (white-tufted-ear marmoset), 3922 nucleotides. It is a transcript of the gene SWT1, whose product is annotated as SWT1 RNA endoribonuclease homolog. The record is from RefSeq and is a predicted model, not a curated record. NCBI's taxonomy places the organism in Eukaryota, Metazoa, Chordata, Mammalia, Primates, Cebidae. Gene Ontology annotation, cellular component: nucleus.